This is a messenger RNA of Diutina rugosa, 1434 nucleotides long. RefSeq lists its product as uncharacterized. Bases 1 to 1434 code for a protein of 477 amino acids. The transcript has a single exon. The record is from RefSeq and is a predicted model, not a curated record. Lineage: Eukaryota; Fungi; Ascomycota; Pichiomycetes; Serinales; Debaryomycetaceae.
AUGUCGAGCAACACCCAGGGGAGCUAUCGCCCCUAUGUCGACAAGGACACGUUCCACACGGGGAACCCCGUCGUGUUCAAGCCCGGGGUGGGGUUGAUCAACACCGACACCGGGCAGCCGCUCUCGGCGCAGGUGCUGAGCUCGGUGUCCAAGAUCAAUAACGCCAGAGUGGGGCGCGGGCUGAUUGGCAUCCACGCCGCCGGCAACGACGCCGUCGUCGUCGAGAAGAACUACGUGCUGGACCUCGAGCUUGCCGAGUACCUCGACACCAACAACUUGUGGGAGCUCUUGAAGAACCUCGUGUGGAGCUUUGCUCAAAACUACGUGAAAGUGGCGAUGGCGCAACCGCUAGAAAUGGUGCGGUUAGUAUUGCAAGUGGGCAAGCUCCCCAACGCUCCCGCCCACGAUAUCACGGGGCUGACGCUAUUUAACGUGCUGGACGAAGAGGAAGAGAGCCACAUCGACUACUUCCAGCUGACUAACGAGUGGAACGACACCCCGCACGCAAGCAAAGCGGCGUCGAAACGGCCGUCGCCGCUGCCUAAGCCUGUGGCCAGCCACGAGAAGCUCCAGCCACGGUCGCUGAGUACGUGGGACAUCCUCUCGCUGAUUGCCAACUUGGAAGGGCCCCUCGCGUUGUUCAAAGGGGUCAACGCCUCGUUCAUCUACAAUACCCUUUCCCACACGAUCGAGGCGUGGAUCACCGGGUUAUUAUCGCCUUUCUUAGGCGUGCCCGACCCUUACUUUUUAGAAUUGACCCACUCCAACGACCCGGCGCGGCUGUUGUGGCUCCUGGUGCUGGCGUGCGUGGUGGCUGGGCUCGUGCUCAUGCCCCUCGACUUGAUCCGCAUCAAGUUUAUGAUCACCAAGUUCUCGCGUCCCCUGAAGCGAGCGGAGCUGGCAUACCCCAACAUCAACACCCGGUCGUUGCGCGAGCUGUUGCGGUAUUAUCCCCGCGACCUCUUCUGGCACCCGCCGGCGUCGAUAUGCGUGUUGACGUCGCUCUACCAAGUCGCCAAACUGAUCUUCCGCAAGACCGCCCCUUACUUGCUUUUCAUCCGCUUCAACAUCGACAGCUACUCGAGCCCCAACGUCUACACUUUCGUCAACUUGUUCUCGCUUAUCGCGGAGUUUUUCGUCACCCUCCCCGUGGAGAACUUAUUGCGCAAGGAGCAGGUGCGGUUUCUCGUGACCCCUCGCACCACCGACGAGGACCCCAUGCGCGUGGUUACCAUUGACGACCCCGACGACGAGUUGAUUGUAAACUUUAACGACUCGUGGUUCACCGACGACACCAACACGCCGUUGGCGGAACGGGUGGCUAGACUCGGAUUGUUCAAUGGGUGGCAGGUGGGGCUCCUCAACGUGAUGGGGUUCUGGGGGUUGGCGAUCUUGAAGGAUGCCUCCGUCGACAUCCGCGAGGAGCGUCUCUGA